Loxodonta africana (African savanna elephant) is the source of this 858-nucleotide messenger RNA. It is a transcript of the gene CHCHD2, whose product is annotated as coiled-coil-helix-coiled-coil-helix domain containing 2. Gene Ontology annotation, cellular component: nucleus; mitochondrion. NCBI's taxonomy places the organism in Eukaryota, Metazoa, Chordata, Mammalia, Proboscidea, Elephantidae. Gene Ontology annotation, molecular function: sequence-specific DNA binding. The coding region runs from base 102 to 572 and encodes 156 amino acids. The transcript is spliced from 4 exons. The record is from RefSeq and is a predicted model, not a curated record. Gene Ontology annotation, biological process: positive regulation of transcription by RNA polymerase II; mitochondrion organization.
GCUGAGAGCGGCCCCGCCCCGUUUCUCGGUCUCGGCAGAAGCUGCCUGCUUCGAGCGUCAGCCCUUCGCGCUUUUUGGAGCAGGUCGGCCGCGUCCUUACGAUGCCGCGUGGAAGCCGGAGCCGCACUUCCCGCAUGGCCCCUCCGGCCAGCCGGGCACCUCAGAUGAGAGCCGCCCCCAGGCCAGCGCCAGUUGCUCAGCCGCCAGUAGCAGCCCCACCGUCUGCAGUUGGCUCACCUGCUGCUGCACCCCGGCAGCCAGGUCUCAUGGCUCAGAUGGCAACCACUGCCGCUGGCGUGGCUGUGGGCUCUGCUGUCGGGCACACACUGGGCCAUGCCCUCACUGGAGGCUUCAGUGGAGGAAGUAAUACUGAGCCCUCAAGGCCUGACAUCACUUACCAGGAGCCCCAGGGAGCCCAACCAGCAUACCAGCAGGAGCAGCAGCAGUUUGGCCCUUGCCACUAUGAGAUGAAACAGUUUCUGGAGUGCGCCCAGAACCAGAGUGACCUCAAGCUUUGUGAGGGUUUCAGCGAGGUGCUGAAGCAGUGCAGAUUUGCAAAUGGGUUAGCGUAAUCAAGAAGUUCAAAUUGAAGAAACGGGGAAUCGGCUCUCAUGACCGAGUUCACGUAGCCUAGAACUAUACUUGAUAGUGACAGUGAACGUGUACAAGCACUGUUAAACCUCUCCUCUAUGAUUAAUAGUUCCCUUGCUUCAGAAUCACCACAGAAGGGGGCAUUCUUAUUGUACUGAGAUGAUGUCACAUUUGAGGCUGGGCAGAUGUUUUUGUGACCCCCUUAAACUAGCUGUUGUGAUGUUAUCAUUUAUCAAUUAAUUAGAAUAAAGUGAUUUUCUUCCCAGA